UACAAGUUAAUGUUCCUCGUCUACGGGGAAAAAAAAAAAAACCAACACAGGAAGCUUUCAAGAGCCACAGAACACAGAGCAUUCAUGGCGAGGAGCGGCACCCUCUCCGUACACCUCCUCCUGGUGAUUUCUCUAUCGGCGGUCUUUGUGGCGACUGGUGGGAGACUGCUGCCUCUGCUGCAGGGUUACGAGAAGGCGGGAUUCAGCAGGUCGUUUCAUCGGAUUUACGAUACUUCCAAGUAUGGGAUUUUCCAGCUCAACAAUGGCUUGGCUCGAACUCCUCAGAUGGGAUGGAAUAGCUGGAAUUUCUUUGCCUGCAAUAUCAACGAAACGGUCAUCAAGGAAACAGCUGACGCACUUGUUUCAACUGGACUGGCAAAAUUAGGUUAUGUGUACGUCAAUAUAGAUGACUGCUGGUCUACUCCCAAACGAAAUGCUAAGGGCAAAUUGGUAGCUGAUCCGAAAACCUUUCCCUCAGGAAUUAAAACCCUUGCAGACUACGUCCACAAGAAAGGCCUCAAGCUUGGUAUCUAUUCUGAUGCUGGAAUAUAUACAUGUCAAGUUCGACCAGGAUCACUUUACCAUGAAGAAAACGAUGCAAAGCAGUUCGCUUCUUGGGGUGUUGAUUAUUUGAAAUACGACAACUGCUAUAAUCUGGGCAUCAAACCAAUAGACAGGUAUCCACCGAUGCUAAAGGCGCUAAAUGCAACAGGACGAAAAAUUCUGUACUCUAUGUGCGAAUGGGGGGUUGAUGAUCCUGCCUUGUGGGCAGGCAAGAUUGGGAAUAGUUGGCGUACAACUGAUGAUAUUAAUGAUACAUGGGCAAGCAUGACUACAAUUGCAGAUCUGAAUGACAAGUGGGCAGCCUAUGCAGGACCUGGAGGAUGGAAUGAUCCAGACAUGUUGGAAGUUGGGAACGGAGGCAUGACUUACCAAGAAUAUCGUGCACAUUUCAGCAUCUGGGCUUUGAUGAAGGCUCCUCUAUUAGUUGGUUGUGAUGUUAGAAAUAUGACUGCAGAAACUUAUCAGCUAGUGAGCAAUGCAGAGGUCAUUGCUGUCAACCAAGAUUCCCUUGGGGUUCAAGGAAGGAAGGUUACUGUCUCAGGAUCUAAUGGUUGCUCUCAGAUUUGGGCUGGACCAUUGUCACGACAACGCCUGGUUGUUGCUCUCUGGAAUCGAUGCUCAGAAGCUGUGAAUAUAACAGCCUCAUGGGAAGCACUGGGGCUUGACUCCAGCACGAGUGUGUCUGUAAGAGACUUGUGGCAGCACAAGGAUGUUGCAGAAGAUGUCACUUCCUCGUUUGCUGCACAGGUGGAUGCUCACGACUGUCAUAUGUAUAUACUCACGCCUCAGACAGGGUCUCGCGCUGACAUAUAACUGCUGCUUUAUCUUCCCAUGGGAAAAUGUAGAUAUAGUGUAAUCUGCUUGAGAUGGACUGUGCGAGGGUGUGGUAGAACUGGAGAAUAAAGCAUAUCAUAUUCUGUAUCGCCAGUAUGGUGUGUGACCAUAGUGUCGGGGAAUUUACGUGAGAAAACGGUUGAUCUAUCAUGAUCAUAGUUUAUAAUUGGUAAAAUUAUAAAAAAAAUAUUAAACUUAUUAUA
Messenger RNA from Rhodamnia argentea, 1601 nucleotides. RefSeq names its product alpha-galactosidase 3-like. Gene Ontology annotation, molecular function: hydrolase activity, hydrolyzing O-glycosyl compounds. The transcript has 16 exons. Gene Ontology annotation, biological process: carbohydrate metabolic process. Lineage: Eukaryota; Viridiplantae; Streptophyta; Magnoliopsida; Myrtales; Myrtaceae. The record is from RefSeq and is a predicted model, not a curated record. The coding region runs from base 10 to 1377 and encodes 455 amino acids.